GAAGUCCGUGAGGAGCUCUGCGCAUCCGCAUGCCUGCUCGCCUCUGGGGGGGGGGGGGUUCUCGCUAUGCACGCUGGAGAUCAGCCCUUGCUUACGGGCUUUCGGACCUGAGUCCUGGGUAAAUGUCCCGGGGGGCGUUUCUGACACCAGGGCAUUUUACAAGGGGGUGGGGUGCAUCAUGAUGCUGGACUGAAUGUCCAGGCAUGGCAUCGGCCGUGUUUGAGGGCACCUCGCUGGUGAAUAUGUACGUGAAGGACUGCUGGGUGAACGGGAUCCGGCGCCUGAUCGUCGGCCGGCGAGGGGAAGAGGAGGACUUCUUCGAGAUCCGGACAGAGUGGUCAGAUAGGAACAUUUUAUACUUGCACCGGAGUUACUCUGAUCUGGGCAGGCUGUUGAAAAAGCUGGAGGAGUCUUUCCCGGAGGACAGAAAACAACUCUCAAAAUCACCCCUCAUAGAAGGGCUUGUGAAGAUUAACGAGGCCAGUGACAUAGAGACAAAGCUGAAUGAAGUAGAGAGGCUACUGAAGAAUACUAUCAACAUGCCCUGGAAGUAUUCCAGGUCAGAGGUCGUGUUGACCUUCUUUGAGCGGUCUCCACUGGACCAGGUACUGAGGAACGACAAUGUGCACAAGAUCCAGCCCUGCUUUCCAAGCACAGUUAACAUAUCUGAGAUCAUGAGGUCUAAUGGGUUUUGUCUCGCCAACACGGAGACCAUUCUGUAUGAUCAGAGUCUCCAUCGCGACAGAGAGAGGCAGCUGUUUGCAGAGACGGCAGACCAUCGGUCUGAGAAUGGUGGGGACUUCCCGGCCUCUGAGCCUGACCACAGUGGCAAUGAUGACGACACACAGGCUUAUGUCACCAACUUGUCUUAUUACCACCUAGUUCCCUUUGAGACGGACAUCCUGGAGUGACAUGUUGCACAUACGGAUGACCUUGCCCCCUCAGACACACACCUGUUGCACACCGGUCUGCUCUUUCCCAUAAUUGGAGUCAACAUUUCAAGCUCUGCUUAGAUGUGCCUUGAUCUUAUGGAGAGAGACCCAGGAUGACUGACAACAGAACUACUUUGGAGGGGCUGAACUGGGGUUCCUUCUUGCCUGAUUCUCCUCGUGCCUAACAUGGAUAUGGUGCUUUGAGUUCCAUAUGUGCCUAACCCUACCGUGGUUGUGUGUUUAUCUUCUUGUAUGGAGUCCAACUCAAGAUCGCUCCAGGGGCGACUGCUGGCACCCUCAAGGAUGAAUGCUGAAGCUGGGAUUAUGGAUGUAUCUACCAGCACUUCAACCUUCAAUCAAGACUUUUCUUGCCUACUAUGGGUGUAUGUGCAUAAAAUCAAAGGUUCAAUGGAUCCUUUACUUACUCUUCCCGGAUAGUACCAACAUCAUAUCGGCGGCCUUUGACUACGUCUACCAGCGGUGCUUCUUCACCUCAAAUGUCCUCCUAGACGCAGUAUCAUCAUUUGUCGUUCCUGUCAUUUUUAUUCAUGAGAGACAGAAAUCUAAAUGAUCCAUUGAGACAGAAUCAUUAAUGAGAUGGACAGGAUACUGAAGACCAUACCCAAAUAUAACUGGACCUGCUAGUAUUACAUGUAAAUGUUUUCUGGCAGAAACCAAUUUGUGUGGUUUUCUAAACCAGCUCGACUCUUGCACAAUUACAGAAGAAGCAGAUUAGAUCAUUCAUUCAUGUUUACUCUAAGGGGAAUGACCUAAUUUCUAGGUUAUCUCUUACAAAGGUCUUUUGCAUUAGGAGAAGUGGAAAGCACACCGCUAAUCUCUGGUGUGUCCAGCAGUUGCUGCCGCUUUGUUUAAUUAACCCAAUUAGCAUUUAAGGGAAUGUUGCAGUCUUUGAAAAAGCCGCCACUGCUUGUCAGGGGAAUAGAAUGGGAACGAAGCCUUUGCUGAUGCCUUUGUAAGCGAAACUUCUGUGUAAGGAAGGACCCAGGAAAAGAUGUUGGCGGUCGGGGUGUAGGAGUGCUUAGCAUGCUCUGUGUCUCAAAAGACAGACCAUUUCUUUGUCUAUAAAAGAAACACGGCAUGGGCUGUUAGCUAGACUGUGUGGCAAGCAGCUGUAUAGAUGGCUAAAUAUUGUUUUACUUUCUCUAAGACUGAAAGCAUUAAAUGGAACUUAGACAGCGGAAGCAGGCAUUUGAGUAGAUAGUGUUGAGGUAGCUAUAAUAUAACGUUAACCGUAAGGUUCCAUGUCUCGAUAGUCCCUUGGCCAGAUCUCAUGGCUGAACCCAGAAUGACUGCAUGACUUUUGACUUUUUCUUUCAACAAACCAUUAGCUAUUUAAUUUGCACAACGUUUAUGGCUGUGGAUUAAACACUAGCUCACUGGUCAGAGCGUACUUUCAGCUGAGCGGUGCUAGCUUGUUUUGCGAAUCGCAGCAAAAUGCUUACCUGUUUCUCAGCAUCCAGAGGCCUGGAUACUAUGCCUCUAGAAACUUGGCGGUGGAGCUCGAUUGCACACUCUCAGUGGCUCUGUUUAGUAAAGCGGUCAUGUCUUUCACUUACCCGUGAGAAAGGGCUGCUCUUUUUCAGUGCGCGAAAUUAUUCAGCCCGAUGCUCCCUGCUUUUUCAUUCCUCUCGGGCAACAAACUGGACAGAGCAGUUUACCGAGGGUGGAGAUCAUUAAAGCGUAUUUGAGAACGUCUAACCAGGAGUAAUUGCUCUAUAUUUCUUGAACCGUCGAAUACGAGAAACAUACAAAUGGUGAAUGGACUUUAGCCACUAGUGGAUUUCUCAGUUGUACCGGAGCCUCUAACAUGUAAUCUGCCAUAUUGUCUGCUUUUUGUAGCCAAUCAUGUCGAAGACCAGACAGAAUAACUAGUCCCUAUGGGUGAUCCAGUCAUAAUCUUCUGGAAGACUGGACCACAAAGAAACUUACCAGUAUUACAAGUUAAAAAUUAUUUUUAGCAUUUAAUUUAAUGUAUUGUAAUGUGAAGCGUCCUAUUUAUUUUUUCCUAGAUACAGUAUUUACAAGCAUACCAAGCUAAUAUUGCUGUUUUUAUGUACAGUAUCAUCAGAAUUAUGUGCAAAGUACAUAUUACAUUUUUGUGAGGAAAAUGAAAUUAAAUGAACCACAAAAUCAAUCCUAGUCACCAUUGCAACAUUCGUUAUAUUUUGUACUAUGGGAAUUUUUUUAAUGAUAUUUGAGAACUGUCAUGUAUAAAAUGCUUUAUAAUACUGAGUCCCUUUUUCAAAUGCUAUAAUGUGUAACGCCCUAAAUUUAUAAUAAAACCCCCUUUGGUUGUUUAAGCAUUA
This is a messenger RNA of Brienomyrus brachyistius, 3259 nucleotides long. RefSeq names its product PX domain containing 1b (gene pxdc1b). NCBI's taxonomy places the organism in Eukaryota, Metazoa, Chordata, Actinopteri, Osteoglossiformes, Mormyridae. The transcript has 5 exons. The record is from RefSeq and is a predicted model, not a curated record. Gene Ontology annotation, molecular function: phosphatidylinositol binding. The coding region runs from base 204 to 911 and encodes 235 amino acids.